AUGACUUCGUCGGACAACGACGAGACGGGCAGCGACCUGUCCGAGUCUCUGGAAGUCCGUGACCUCCAGAACCAGUACAUGGACCAAGGGAUCGGUUUCAAGUCCAAAAGUAUGCCCAUCCUCAAUGGACCCUGCCAGCAGGACUGCGAGGCUCUGGAGUCUCGGCUGGUCAACACCGCCUACACGCCGGUGUCCGUUGACGAGACCUGUGAGCUCCAGCCCAAAACGCCGGACUCGAGCCAGGCCGAGUCGCCGUCGUCCCGGGCGGAUUUCUCCCCUUCGUUCUCCAGCAUGGUGGGGCUCAGCAGUUCUCUGCCCGUGGAUGCCCACAGGGCUCCGGCGGGCUCCGGGGGCAAAAAGCUCGGCUUCUCCUUCACCCGCCUCAUCCGUGCUCCGGCCAGGAGGUACGUGCGGGUGAUCCUGAGGGACUCCCGCUGCUUCCUGUUCUGCAUGUGCUACCUGACCUUCAUCCAGUCGCUCAUGGUGUCGGGCUACCUGAGCAGUGUCAUCACCACCAUCGAGAAGCGCUACAGUCUCCGCAGUUCCGAGUCCGGCCUGCUGGUCAGCUGCUUCGACAUUGGCAGCCUGCUGGUGGUGGUCUUCAUCUCCUACUUCGGCGGCAGAGGCCAGAGGCCGCGCUGGCUGGCUGUCGGCGGCGUCUUCAUCGCUGUUGGGGCGGCGUUGUUCUCCCUGCCCCACUUCAUCUCGCCGCCCUACCAGAUCCAGGAGAUGAACUCCUCGGCGGGCAACGAGGGCCUCUGUCUCAGUGGCAACGGCAGCGGCCGGGAGCUGCUGGAUGUGGCGUCGUGCCCCCGCGACCAGGAGGGCAACGAGCACAACCUGUACGUGGCGCUGUUCAUCUGUGCCCAGAUCCUGGUGGGCAUGGGAUCGACGCCAAUCUACACCCUGGGGCCCACCUACCUGGACGACAAUGUGAAGAAGGAAAACGCAUCACUCUAUCUGGGGCAGAAGAGAGAUACAGGGGAGAAAGAGGGUGCAGAGUAUAGUGCCCAGGGUGCAGAGUAUAGUGCCCAGGGUGCAGAGUAUAGUGCCCAGGGUGCAGAGUAUAGUGCUCAGGGUGCAGAGUAUAGUGCCCAGGGUGCAGAGUAUAGUGCUCAGGGUGCAGAGUAUAGUGCCCAGGGUGCAGAGUAUAGUGCCCAGGGUGCAGAGUAUAAUGCUCAGGGUGCAGAGUAUAGUGCCCAGGGUGCAGAGUAUAGUGCCCAGGGUGCAGAGUAUAGUGCCCAGGGUGCAGAGUAUAGUGCUCAGGGUGCAGAGUAUAGUGCCCAGGGUGCAGAGUAUAGUGCCCAGGGUGCAGAGUAUAGUGCUCAGGGUGCAGAGUAUAGUGCUCAGGGUGCAGAGUAUAGUGCCCAGGGUGCAGAGUAUAGUGCCCAGGGUGCAGAGUAUAAUGCUCAGGGUGCAGAGUAUAGUGCUCAGGGUGCAGAGUAUAGUGCCCAGGGUGCAGAGUAUAGUGCUCAGGGUACAGAGUAUAGUGCUCAGGGUGCAGAGUAUAGUGCCCAGGGUGCAGAGUAUAGUGCCCAGGGUGCAGAGUAUAGUGCUCAGGGUGCAGAGUAUAGUGCCCAGGGUGCAGAUUAUAGUGCUCAGGGUGCAGAGUAUAGUGCCCAGGGUACAGAGUAUAGUGCCCAGGGUACAGAGUAUAGUGCCCAGGGUGCAGAUUAUAGUGCUCAGGGGGCAGAGUAUAGUGCUCAGGGGGCAGAGUAUAGUGCUCAGGGUGCAGAGUGUGUGAUCAUCGUGCCCAGUGCUGGGGUGGGCAUUGUGCUCGGGGGCUACAUCAUUAAGAAGCUGAAGCUCGGUGCCCGGGAGUCAGCCAAGCUGGCCAUGAUCUGCAGCGGCGUCUCCCUGCUCUGCUUUUCCACCCUCUUCAUCGUGGGCUGCGAGAGUAUCAACCUGGGAGGCAUCAACAUACCCUACACUACCGGUCCUACCCUGACCAUGACCCACAGGAACCUGACGGGCAGUUGCAACGUGAACUGUGGCUGCAGAAUCCAUGAGUACGCUCCUGUCUGCGGCUCAGACGGCAUCACCUAUUUCAACCCCUGUCUGGCCGGCUGCAGCACUGUGGGCAACGACAGCACGGGGAUCAGGAACUACACAGACUGCGGCUGUGUGCAGAGCAGACAGGUCAUCACCCCUUCCUCCGGCGGCCAAGUCAACCAGCUCCAGCUGGUCAUCGUCAAAACCUACCUGAACGAAAACGGCUACGCCGUGUCGGGGAAGUGCGACCGCACCUGCAACACCCUCAUCCCCUUCCUCAUCUUCCUCUUCAUCGUCACCCUCAUCACUGCCUGUGCCCAGCCUUCUGCAAUCAUUGUCACGCUCAGGUCUGUUGACGAACAGGAAAGGCCCUUUGCUCUCGGGAUGCAGUUUGUCCUGCUCAGAACUCUGGCCUACAUCCCUACACCCAUCUACUUUGGCGCUGUGAUAGAUACCACCUGCAUGCUGUGGCAACAGGACUGCGGCGUGCACGGCUCCUGCUGGGAGUACGACGUCACCUCUUUCCGCUUUGUCUACUUCGGCCUGGCCGCCAGCCUCAAGUUCGUGGGCUUCGUCUUCAUCUUCCUCACUUGGUACUCAAUCAAACACAAGGAGGAGCGAGCUGAGCGCUGGCGCCAGCGCCUGCCUCCGCUGGGCACCGUCAGCGAACUGAUCUGCCACGCUGGAGGCCAGAAGAGCCAUGCCCGCACCCGCUCCUGCCCGGUCUUCAUCCCGCCUCGGCCAGACCCGCCCACCGCCCUGCUGCUCAACCGGGGCCACAGCAGCCUCAGUUGCCCCGGUAAUGGUCUCAAAGCAAUAACCCCACCCCUCCUCCUGCCCAGUCAUCACAGAGGCUCCGCCCACGUCUGAGAACACGACAAGCCUCUGUCCGGGGCUCAUAGUGACAUGUGCCUUCCUGCUCCUGUUUCUGCACCGCACGGUGUCUGCUUAACAUCAGUCAGUCACCGGGGCUGUGCACAGCUCUGCCUGACAGGCACGCCUGCCAUACUUAAAGGGCUGGUACCGUCAGCGACAAAGGGAGACUGACGGAUGCUCCUUUGGACUUUGUUCUCUCUCUCUUUUUUUUUCUUUUUGUACAUAUCAUCAGUUGCAGCCACACAUUGUCCACAUUGAGUCAGGUGAGCGGUUUUAAGGUUUUCGGGCAAAAACAAGACAUCAUAUGGUGCUACUGUAAAAGUGUAAAAGGGACAGGGCAUUAUAAUCUCUUCUGUAUUGAUUGGUGGGGAAAAGACGGAUGACUCAUCAAUGCUGCGUCUAAAGCACAACUGACCAACCUGUACUAUGCAAGGUCCUAUGUACAGUUUCCUCCCUUCUCAGUGCUGUACAGGUCUCUCUAUGUACUCUGUAUCCUUAACCUCUUCCCUCCCAUAUCAUCUCCCCACGGCUGUAUUCAGGCACGUCCCACUCACUGAAUCUCAUCAGCAGCAAAUCACAUCUUUCCACACAGUGUAGGAGGCCCCGAUCCUUACAAGCCCCUCACAGUCGUACAUCCUGAGCCGCUCUCCGUGUGAUAUUGUCGGUGUGGAUCUGGUUGAGACCAGACGUGUUGUUUGUGUCUAACGUGGGCAAAAGUGGAAUUCCCCUUGCCCUCCCCCCUCCUCCCUUUUUCCUUAACAGUGCCUCUCAGACUGUCUUGGCCAGUCCAGUAUAUACAGUCCAGUAUAUAGCUAGCUUCCCGUUUUUGCUAGCUAGCCAAAAAGCCAAUCGCCAUCCUCUCAGUCGAGGGACAACAGUCUGCUAAACAUUAGUGUUUGGGAGCAGUCUUUACUGAUCUGGGGUCAGUGGAGGAAGAAGUGGGGUGCUAUGGAGAGGUGACUGUACAGUAUGAUGUGAGCAGGUACCCUUAUGGUACAGCGGAAACAAAGUACUCAUUGUUGCCAGUGAACAAGAAAGAAAAAAAAAAACCAUCUCAUAAACUUGUUACUAAAUUAGCCGGGCAGCCAGUUUGACGAAGGAGCAAAGAAAGGCGUCUUGUCUCUGAGCGUGAUGAUGAUGAUGAUGAUGAUGAUGAUGAUGAUGAUGAUGCUAUAGCUACUGUAGGUCCAACAGACGGGACCACACUUUAAACAGGAACUACCAAGGACAUUAAUAAAUGUGAUUCUUAUUUCUUGAUGAGAACAAGUACUGUACUGUUUUAACCCUGCUGUAUUGAACAAAUCGGGCUAUGUUUUUUUUUAUAUAUAUAAGAUUUCUCAGAAGAAGAUAAAUGAUUCUAUUCAGUCCUCUACAACGAUCGACGUGUCAAUGGACACAUCAUAUAGGCUUUGUAUUGUAAUGGCUUCUCCAUUUCAGUGGUCAUCAGAUGUACAUAGUACUUAUCUAGUAGUCGUUUAGGCUUCGGGGAAGAAGUGGUGCUGC
Lampris incognitus (smalleye Pacific opah) is the source of this 4371-nucleotide messenger RNA. RefSeq names its product solute carrier organic anion transporter family member 5A1. The transcript has 8 exons. NCBI's taxonomy places the organism in Eukaryota, Metazoa, Chordata, Actinopteri, Lampriformes, Lampridae. Gene Ontology annotation, cellular component: membrane. Bases 1 to 2862 code for a protein of 953 amino acids. Gene Ontology annotation, biological process: transmembrane transport; sodium-independent organic anion transport. Gene Ontology annotation, molecular function: protein binding. The record is from RefSeq and is a predicted model, not a curated record.